AUGAACACACCGGAGUUGACAGAUGAGGAACUCACAGAGGCCAUCAUGGAGUUUUGCAGAAAUCCCGAGUCAGCUAAAUCUAAGGGAUCGGCUCACGUGGCUAGUCUGGAGAAUUCUCCUGGGCCUGGGAGAAAGGAAUUACCAGAUAUUGCAGAAAAGAAUCCCUUGCCCCAGGAGACGAAUGAAACAAAGAAGGAACUGAAGACACUCCCACCAGGCCUCAAGUAUGCUUAUUUGGAAGAAAAUGAGGCAUUCCCAGUAAUAGUCAACAACGACUUGACCAAGGAGCAGGAGAAUGAAUUGUUGGAAGUCAUUAGACGAAACAAGAAAGCAAUAGGGUGGACUCUCUUAGAUUUAGUGGGAAUCAGCCCUGAUCUUUUUAUGCACCACAUCCGUCUAGAAGAAGGUGCAAAGGUGGUCACGAAUGAAAAGAAUGAGUUGGUGCCCACUAGGCUAGUGACGGGGUGGAGGAUGUGUAUCGACUACAGGAAGUUGAACGAGGCCACAAAAAAGGAUCAUUUUCCUCUACCUUUCAUUGAUCAGAUGUUAGAAAGAUUGGCUGGCAAACAGUAUUUUUGUUUCCUUGAUGGAUACAGUGGCUAUUUCCAGAUCUACGUUAACCCAGAGGACCAAGGGAAAACCACGUUCACGUGCCCCUUUGCCUUGAUCUAG
Salvia hispanica is the source of this 672-nucleotide messenger RNA. The record is from RefSeq and is a predicted model, not a curated record. Lineage: Eukaryota; Viridiplantae; Streptophyta; Magnoliopsida; Lamiales; Lamiaceae.